This is a messenger RNA of Psylliodes chrysocephalus, 735 nucleotides long. Lineage: Eukaryota; Metazoa; Arthropoda; Insecta; Coleoptera; Chrysomelidae. The record is from the annotation of a GenBank genome assembly.
AUGUUAUUUACUGGAAAAACGAUUCUAAAAAUAAAGUGGGUAAUAGAGAACAACUUAAUCGUGAAUAACCAUACUGAAGGUGUCAAGGAUAGGAUAGAAAUUUUGACGGAAUUUUUUAAUGACCUCCCUAAAAUCGAGUCCCACUAUUGCCGUGCUAGGUCAUCUAAAUUUUGUUUGGAACUUGUUUUUGAAUCGAAAUCCGGCCUGGAUAAGUUUUAUAAGAGCUGGUGUCAUGAAAAAAGUUACACUCCUGUGUCGGAUACGUUAUUUUCUCAUAUUUUUAAUGAUAUGAAUUUGAGCUUGUUUAAACCCAAAAAAGAAGAGUGUGACGUUUGUGUGGAAUAUCACACAGAAAAUGUAUCAGAAGAAAAUUAUGUUUUACACCAGUUUAAAAAAACUGAGUCACGAGAAGCUAAGGAGAAAAAUAAAAUCCAUAAUAAUAGAGUUUUUUGCAUGGGUGUGCAAGCUGUAAUUUUAAGCCCCAAAUCUAAUACAUCGGCUUUAUAUUUUAAAAUGAAACUUAUUACUCAUAACUUUGCCGUGUAUGACAUGAAAACUACAGGUUACAGCUUUUUAUGGCUCGAAGCUGAGAGUGUUUGUGACAUCGAUUAUGCAUCUAUAAUUUGUUACUUUCUUAAAGAUUAUGUGGUGAACCAACUCGAAAAUGACCAAGUUAUCCUGUACAGUGAUGGCUGUACAUCCCAAAAUAGAAACGCUUUCCAAUGCGUUGAAUAA